Messenger RNA from Solanum dulcamara, 1306 nucleotides. RefSeq names its product 2-alkenal reductase (NADP(+)-dependent)-like. Bases 1 to 1041 code for a protein of 346 amino acids. Gene Ontology annotation, molecular function: 2-alkenal reductase [NAD(P)H] activity. The record is from RefSeq and is a predicted model, not a curated record. NCBI's taxonomy places the organism in Eukaryota, Viridiplantae, Streptophyta, Magnoliopsida, Solanales, Solanaceae. The transcript is spliced from 5 exons.
AUGGUUUUACUAACAAAUAAGCAAGUGUUGUUAACAAGUUAUGUAGAGGGAAACCCAAGAGAAGAUGAUUUUGAGUUGAAAAUUUCAUACACCAAUACUACUUUACAAGGAAAAAACAAUGGUCUUCUUCUUAAGAACCUUUACUUGGCAUGUGAUCCUGCUAUGCGCUAUCGCAUGUCCUCUGAUGAUCAUUCUGACAACAUUGACUUGCUUAAGCCAUUUAAGCUCCCAUCUGUUAUUGAGGGUUUUGGCGUGGCAAAAGUUAUGGAAUCUACACAUCCAGAUUUUGAAGAGGGAAGUUACGUUUGGGGAGUUAUUGGAUGGGAGGAAUAUAGUGUCAUUGAAAAUCCAAGAGUUCUAUUUACAAUCAAAUAUACGGACGUCCCUUUAUCAUAUUAUGCCGGAAUUCUAGGAAUUGGUGGACUUACAGCUUAUUUCGGUAUUAAGAAUAUAUCGUCAAUCAAGGAAGGAGAAGUAGUAUAUGUUUCUACAGCAGCUGGAGGUGUUGGUCUACUUGCUGGACAAUUUGCAAAAAUGAUGAACUGUUAUGUUGUUGGAAGUACAAGUACUGAUGAGAAGGUUGACAUCUUGAAAAACAAGCUUGGAUUUGAUGAUGCUUUUAACUAUAAGAGAGAAGAUUUAGGUGAAGCAUUGAAAAGGGUUUGUCCGAAUGGUAUAGAUGUAUACUUUGAGAAUGUUGGAGGUGCAACGCUUGAUGAGGUGAUUUUACACAUGAAAUGUCAUGGUAGAAUUGUAGUUUGUGGAAUGAUUUCACAGUAUGGACUGAAGGAGAAAUAUGGUAUCCAAAACCUCUUCCACCUUACCCCAAAACGCAUAAGAAUGGAAGGAUUUGCUGAUAUUAAUUACAGGAAAUUAUAUCCUCAAUACCUUCAAUGGGUCAUUCCACUUAUAAGAGACAACAAAAUUGUCUAUUUACAAGACAUUGCUAAAGGUCUUGAAAGUGCACCAGCUGUUUUUUCUGGAAUCUUCCAUGGAAAAAAUAUUGGAAAGGCAGUAAUCAAUAUUGUUGCAGAUGAAUAGUAAUUAAUGUGCGCAGUCCAGGGGUUCGGCAAAAUCCAAUAGCAUCAUGUAUUUCUAUUUAAAAAGUUCAUUUGAUAUGUAUAAAUAAUCUGUCCAGAAUUCAGUAAGCAAAACAAAUAAUGAUUCAGAAUCUAUAAACUGAAAAUACUGACUCCGCCGCUGCAUGCAAUUAGAGAGAAGAGUGAAGACUAAGGGGGGAAUAUUGUGCUUGCCAAGUGGAAAUUUGGAAGCUCCAAUUUUUCAUUGUUCUAUUGUAUUUUGUUCU